GAUUUGUAUACGCUCAUCCCUACAAAUCGACUUCAGUACCCUCUCUCCAAUAUCGUUUCCGACGACUCCUGUGCUGUCAGUUGUGGCUGUCAGUUUGACAAAUUGUCAAUAAACAUCUGUGACAUACACAUAUAUCCAAUACGUUUGUGUAUUUUGGAGAUUGAAUAAAUCAGACAUCAAAUAGCUCAAACGUAUAUUGUAGUGCUAAACUUACCAUGACUAAGGAAAACUAAAUAAGUACAUCAUUUGGGAGUAGGUAAAUGUGUUCAGCUUCCUUCGUAUAUUACAAGAACUUCAGUUAUGGAGCUCUCCCACAGUUUGACAUUGAAUGAAGAGGCUCUGGCUCAAAUCCCAGAGGCCAAGAGACCAGUUUUUAUUUUUGAAUGGUUGAGAUUUCUAGAUAAAGUCUUAGGAGCUGCCCAGAAGAAUGAUAUAAAAGAAUGCCAGAAGCAGUUGGUACAACAAUUAAUGAAUCAUGUACAAGAAUCUCCAGGGCCCCCUACAAGAAAAUUGAUUGCCAGAUGUCUUGCAAUGUUGUUUUCAGUUGGCGAUACAUUUUUACUUUUUGACACUGUGAAUAAGUGCAAUGAUAUAUUGAAAAACAAAGAUGAUUCACCGAGCUUUUUACCUACAAGGCUUGCUGCCAUAUGCUGUGUGGGGACAAUGUAUGAAAAGCUUGGCAGAAUGAUGGGGAGAUCAUAUGAAGAAACAGUCCAUAUCCUGAUCAGAUCUCUGAGAAAUGCUGAAUCACAGACAAGAAUUGAGAUAAUGCAAACUUUAGAAAAAGUAUGUGCAGGAAUGGGUAGUGCUGUAACCAAUGUGCACAAGGAUAUCUAUAAAGCUGCGAGACAUUGCCUCAUUGAUAGGGUGAUGGCAGUUAGAUGUGCUGCAGCAAAAUGCCUGCUCGAGAUGCUCAACCAUGCCCAAUUCUUAUACAUGACUGAGCUAGAAAGUCUCGCAACAUUGUGCUUCAGAGCUUUUGAUGGUUCCAACUAUGUUGUGAGGUGCUCUGUUGCCAAGUUACUGGGGACAUUAGUUGCAAUGAGCCAGCAGAAUCAAGUUGUUGGGAAAAGUGUUUUAGCACAACAACAACAGCAGCAACAACCGCAAAAAGGAAUCAAAGUCAUAUCAUUAGAUGAGGCACUAGGACUUCUGAUGUCCGGUUUUUUGAGAGGAGGAAUUGGAUUUUUGAAAGGAACAGGAGAAAUUAUCAAAGGAAGUUCAGGCGUUAAUCGGGAAGUUAGAGUUGGUGUGACUCAUAGUUACGUGAUGUUCGUGCAAAUACUGGGCAGCAGCUGGUUAGAGAAGAACAUUAAACCUUUUUUGACACACGUCUUGUAUUUAGCUGCGAAUCCCAAAGCUGCUUCAUCUCACGUAGAUGCGGUUUAUUCUAGAAAGUGCAUAAACUUCAUCCUCAGAAGCGUCUUUGGUAAAAUGCUUGGCGAGAAAGCUCAAAUAUCGGCAUGCAAAGAAAUGGCUCAGAUCAUAGUGAGGGAAAUGAAUUCCAUCGAUUUUAACCCAGAAAAUGCCAAAGACUUCAAUCAAGAGACAAUAUUCAGCCAACAUUUGCUUGUUUGUGCUCUUCAAGAAAUUGGUAGUCUGAUCCUGAGACUAGGAACAACUGCGCAUGAUCUCAUUACAGAUCAGUCAUUGAACCUAAUAGAUGUUACUGUAAGCGUACUUGUCCAUCCUUGUCAAGCAGCUCGGUUAGCAGCUGCGUGGUGUUUGAGAUCCAUAUGUGUGGCAGUUCCUAGUCAAAUAUCUCCACUCAUAGACCGAUGUAUAAACGGUAUCGAACAAUUCCGUAUUUCGCCAGAAGCAAUAUCGGGAUACAGUUCGGCUCUAGCAGCCGUCCUAGGAGGCGUAAAAUUGUCUCCUUUGGGAGUGCCUCACACGAAAGGAAAGGUUAUAUUUAACACUGCUGAAGAACUGCUAAGAAGUGCCAGUCAAAAUAGCAGACUGUCGCUUAAUAGAACACAAGCGGGGUGGCUCCUUAUUGGUGCCAUAAUGACCUUGGGGGUGCCAGUAGUAAAAGGAUUACUUCCACGAAUGCUGUUACUAUGGAGAAAUUCAUUCCCACGUUCAUCUAAAGAGCUCGAAUCUGAAAAAGCCCGUGGGGAUGUAUUUACUUGGCAAGUGACUCUAGAAGGUAGGGCAGGGGCUCUACUAGCUAUGAACAGUUUCCUUCAAAACUGCCCCGAACUUCUCAAUGAAGACACUACUAGAAGAAUACUCACGCCUAUCGAAUCAGCUCUUGCUAUGUUAAUGAACAUUUCUGGUGUUUUGAAGACCUACGGACAACAACUGAAGGCGCCAGCGGCAAUGGUUAGGCUUCGAUUAUGUGAGACGCUUUUACUCCUACCUCCUAGAUGUUAUGAAAGCUCGUAUACGCAUUUGUUAAGGAUGCUUGUAGCUGAAUUUACGUUGACGGAAAAUCCAGCUAAUACUACGACCUCUCAGCUGCGAUCUAUUUGCCAUGCUGAUGAUUCUGUGAUCCUAGGAACUUGGUUGCAGGAAACUGAUCACAGUACCAUCGAAGAUCAGAUGGAACCUAAUAGAAGGGCUGAUGGAGAACAUGUGAGUAGCUUGGAAAUGACAAGAUAAUUUCUCGCAGAUUUAUGUUGUUGUUUUCUGCUGCAGCCCAACAGCGCGGCAGGAUCUGGAGCCCUAGAGCAUGACUCUGCCUGUCUAUAUAGACAAGUACAACCAGGAGAGACCAUAUCAGGGCCACUUCCCUUAGGCGUAUCGGUAAUAGACAUAGCUGUCCUACUUUUUGGACAAAUAUUCCCACGAGUGACUAACAAGCACCGCGUCCAAAUGUUAGACCAUUUCGCUGAAUGUAUAAAGCAUGUCAGAAGCACAAGACAGGAAGCUGUGCAAAUGAACGUGUUUACUGCUCUCUUAGUUGGCUUGAAGAACCUGACUGAAACGAAGACGAACAUAAACCAAGAGGAUAUCAAGAAAUCGGCGGUAAAUCUGAUAAUCGGAGCUUUAAUCACCCCGAACCCCAUAUUGCGCUAUGCGGCUGGAGAGGCCGUUGGUAGAAUGGCCCAAGUAAUAUCAGAUCCGAAGUUCACCGCAGAGCUAGCGCAAACCAGUUUUGACAGGCUGAAGUUAGCCAGAGAUGUAGCCAGCAGGACAGGGCACUCCCUAGCUCUCGGCUGUUUGCACAAAUACGUUGGAGGGAUGGGAUCUAGUCAGCAUCUCAGUACCAGUGUCUCGAUUUUAUUAGCUCUGGCUCAAGAUCAAACGUCUCCAAUCGUGCAAGUUUGGUCGCUACAUGCUUUGGCGCUGAUCAUUGAUUCAGGUGGACCCAUGUUCCGAGGUUAUGUUGAGCCCACAUUAUCUCUAGUACUGAAACUUCUACUCAACAUCCCUCAAUCAUACAUCGACGUUCACCAGUGCAUUGGCAAGGUGUUAUCAGCACUGAUAACAACUAUUGGUCCCGAGCUGCAAGGCAACACGUCAAGCAUAUGUAUGGCGAGGUCCUCUUUCUUAUGCGCAUGCGCUAUCAUGCAGGACCAUCAAGAUCCAUUGGUGCAAGCCGAGGCCACAGGCUGCUUGCAACAACUACACUUGUUUGCUCCAAAGCAUGUCAAUCUGUCUUCUCUGGUGCCCACUCUAUGUCGCACUUUAUCUAGUAAUCACUUCCUUUUGAGAAGAGCAGCAAUCUCGUGUUUGAGGCAGUUAGUCCAAAGAGAAGCAAAAGAGGUUUGUGAACACGCUAUGAAUUUGGCCAUUGAAAGUAAAGAGCAAAAUAACGUGGAAGGGCUCACGAUCACAGAAACUGGCCUACCAGGGGUAUUUUUCAGUAUGUUGGAUACUGAGACAGAUCCUGCAAUGAUCAAAGAUAUUCACGAUACUAUUAUAAGCAUGCUUCAAGUGCUUGCUGCUAGUAAUCUGUCUCAAUGGCUGGGACUUUGCAAGGAUGUCCUUACAGUGGCUGUGGAAACUGGAUCAGAAGAUAGAGUGAGCUUGAACGCAAAUGAAGACAACGACGUGGAGAUCGACGAUGACCAGGCUGAGUUCCAUGCAGAGGACGAUUCAUCUCACCAAGCGAUUCAACCAAGAUGGCCUACCAGAGUAUUUGCAGCUGAAUGUGUCCGCAAGAUUAUCGCAGCUUGUGAAGCUAGCAAUCAGUCUGCUCACUUUGAUCUGGCCAAGGCUAAGAAACUACAGCUGACCACGGGGAAAAGCGAUUUUCUGUGUUUACAUUUGUCUGAUCUAAUCAGAAUGGCAUUCAUCGCUGCCACCAGUGAUUCAGAUCCUUUACGACUAGAGGGCUUGAAAACUCUUCAAGAUAUCAUCCAGAAGUUUGCAAAGGUUCCCGAACCAGAGUUUGCUGGUCAUUUGCUUCUAGAGCAGUUCCAAGCCCAAGUAGGUGCGGCCUUAAGGCCCGCUUUUUCUCCAGAUACUUCUUCGCUGGUGACAGCAGCUGCGUGUAAGGUUUGCUCUACCUGGAUCGGUUCAGGCGUUGCAAAAGAUUUGAAUGAUUUGAAGAGAGUUCAUCAGCUUCUAGUGUCAUCUCUUGCGAAGAUGCAAAAUAAAAAUAGUACCAACCAGUUGUAUAAUGAAAGUCUGACGACGCUCGAGAAGCUGUCUAUAUUAAAAGCAUGGGCGGAGGUAUAUAUUGUGGCUAUGAAAGGAAAGGAAUCGAUACCUAGCACUAACAAAGACAACAAUUCUAAUAGAUCUGAAACUGAAGGGAGUCUUUUGACAUUAGUACAACCAGAGUUGGUCAAUUUGUCACAAUACUGGCUAGCAGCGCUGAAAGAUUAUGCUUUACUUUCUUUGCCAAGUGAAUUUUCUAGUCAACUGCCCCACGAUGGAGGAGCAUUCUACACAAAUGAGACCAUGGAAUCCUCAAAACCAUACUAUGUGACCUCCUGGCCCCCGAUAUUACAUGCAGCAGCGCUAUGGUUAAACUACGGUUGUUUCAACGAAAUCAAUGAUAAUGACAACGAAACUUUAAACAACAAUAGAGGAAGUGAUAGUGACAGAUUUCAUCUACUUUUUGGUAUCUGCAUGGAAGCUUUGUGUAAUCCACAAUCCAUAGAACCACUCGAAAGCAUUUUAAGCUGUCUUCAAGCUUUGUAUAUUCUCUUGGAUACAAAAUACAUACGAGAACUUUUGAUGAGUGACAGCUUUUUGAGUAUAGAGUUGUGCAACGUCUUACAUCGUUUGAUAUUGACCAGAGAUGAUGUCACCUGUCAUCUUUAUUGUCUAGAGGUGCUCAAGCAAGUUGUCAACGCAGGACUGGAGGAUCUUUCACAAAAGAAAACUAAAGCAUUCUCGGAAAAUGACAAAACGAUAGAUGUGGAUAUCCUAGGUGAAGGUGGCGAAGCGGGAGAGUUAGUUCCACAAAAAUCGUUGUCCUUUUCAAUUUUGGAGGUGUGUCUAUGCCUUCUGAUCCGUCAGAUACCGUCGCUAUGUCCAUCUCCAACACCUACGAUAUUGAAUUCUUUGAAGAUGACGCACACUGAUGACCAAACUGACCAAGUGAUUGGUUCGACUAUCAGUGUUAUAGAAAAUUUACACAAGCUUUGCUCUCCCAAAGGAGCAGUGGCUUUACUACCCACUAUUUUGUAUCUCGUGACAGGCACCAUCAAAGAAACAGCGACAGUAAGCGCAAACAACAAUGUUGCCGUUGCCAAUAACCCUUCCAUUCAAGCAGCACUCCACUGUCUGAAAACUCUGGCCGAUGACCCCUACUCAAAGCACCCAGAAAGCUGUGAUAGUUGGCAAAAGUUGUUGCAAAGCGCUCUUGCCAAAAUUAUUGAUUUCGCAAAGACGUGCAGUGACGAGAAUAAGUUGGAUGAAGUUACUAUCAUGUUGGCGCUUGCCGUGUUUGUUUUGAAUGCACCAGCAAAAGUAGUGAUUGUACCCAAUCUGUUGUAUCCAUCUAUCAAUCACUUCAGACAGUGUUUGGAUAAUCCCAACCCAGUGGUUCGCUUAAAGUGUAUCAAGACGUUAAAAUCUCUAUUCGCUCAUCAAGACAAAGCAAUAGCAAGUUCUUAUAUUCAUACUUUAGCACCACAGCUGGUAGAAUUCCUGUACUCGGAAAACGAGAUACACUCUGAUGGAGAACUUUUCGUUACCGCAGAGAUCAUAACAACUGUAGAGUCGCUGAUUGAACUAGCAGAUCCAGAGAAAAGGAUACAAAUGCUAACUCUUCUGGUGCCUGUGCUAGUGAACUUCCUUUUGACGGAUCCAAAUAUGAAGUAUAAAAACAAAUAUGCACAUUCACUCCAUGAGAUCAGUCUCCAAUGGUUAAUGAAAAUUGCUCCUAAAUACCCACAGGAGUUCAAGAAGCUGAUGAGUCAAUCAGAUGAGCUAAGAACGAAAAUAGAAAAUGCAAUACGGAUGUGUCAGAUGCAGCAAUUUAAAAUGAAGAAUGGAAUGAAUUCGAAUCAUCAGAUUGCUAAUCACACCCCAACGAUCAAAUUGAAGACGGAUUUUAGUAAUUUCUCUUAAAUCUAAUUGGUGUAGAAAAUAUUGUUAGUUCGGUUAAAUACCCAUUAUGGAAUCUCUUAAGACUGUACAUUAUACGAUAUUUUUUGUAGAAAUUUUUUUCUCAGCGUCAAUAUUAGAUUAUUAACGAAUAUUUUUUUGUAUGAAUCAUCAUGUAUAGUUAUUAUGCAGUGGAAUCUUUGAGGUUGUACAGACAUUGGAGUAAACAUUCAUGUUGAGUUUAUUUAAAGAAAUCUGGAAUAGCUUUAUUUGCAAAAUAUGGAGAGUAUGAACUUGACGUGGUUUUUUUUGGAAAAAAAAUAAUGCUUGUUUCACUUUAUAUAGAGAGUGCGAAACUGUACAAUUUUUGAAUCUUAGUACCUGGUACCUUAAAAAUGAAACUCUGUUUAUGUCCCUCUAAAGUCGAUACAACUCAAGGAUUACACUGUUUAAUUUAGUCGAUACAAAUAAACUUUAUGGAUAUGUAUAUGCUGUAGAAACAGUGUGCUAUACUGCAUUUUCUUACUUUUGCUGUAAAGAGUCUUGCCUAACUACUGUAAAACCAUUUUACACAAAAAUAUGAAAAUGUAGAAGAGCUACUGACAAUUAUCACUAAAUGAAAAUAAAGUGAUAUACUUA
Messenger RNA from Acanthoscelides obtectus, 7089 nucleotides. The record is from the annotation of a GenBank genome assembly. NCBI's taxonomy places the organism in Eukaryota, Metazoa, Arthropoda, Insecta, Coleoptera, Chrysomelidae.